This is a messenger RNA of Stylophora pistillata, 1313 nucleotides long. Its product is annotated as melatonin-related receptor-like. Gene Ontology annotation, biological process: G protein-coupled receptor signaling pathway. The record is from RefSeq and is a predicted model, not a curated record. Gene Ontology annotation, cellular component: membrane. Lineage: Eukaryota; Metazoa; Cnidaria; Anthozoa; Scleractinia; Pocilloporidae. Gene Ontology annotation, molecular function: G protein-coupled receptor activity.
CACAAGAUGUCAAACUUUGAGCUACCAAGUCGAAGCCUACCUGUUGUUAUUACUGAGGCAGGUAUUUGCGUUGUCCUGAACAUUACUAGCAUUAUUGGAAACAGUCUGGUUUGUAUAGCAGCAUACAGAAACCCAAACCUGCGAUCAACCACAAAUCUGUACAUUAUUGCUUUAGCAGUCAGCGAUCUCCUCUGUGCAACAAUAGAAAUGCCUUUAGCGUCUACAACACUGAUCAUUGGAAGAUGGGAUUUCAGUGAUGUAUUAUGCCAAAUUCAAGGUUUCGUUGACGGGUUCACCACCUACGCGACUCCUGCAACACUUGGUUUAACAGCGAUUAAUCGCUACGUAAAAAUUGUGAAGACGAACCUCUACAAAAAAUACUUUUCACCCCUCAGAUCCAAAAUUUGGCUGUGUUGCGUUUGGACUAUUCUUGUGCUUUACAUUUUGACUGGUCGAGCCACAGAUUUACUAAGUUUUGAAUUCGUUCCUGGUUUUGAAGUAUGUGCUCUUGGUUUCGCCGAUAUGAGAGUUCAAAUCGUUCAUUUUUCCAUUGUACUUGGAUUGUUUUUCAUUGUACCGCUAUUCAGUGGUAUGUUCAGCUACUACAAAGUAAUAUCCAGUACCCAUCAACAUCAAGAGAACACAAAUGCAUCACUCCAUUCCAGGGAUAAUUGUGGAGGAAGCAGUUCUUUGAAAGAGAUACACGUUACUCGAAUCCUAUUGUGCGUGGCAGCUGGAUUUCUGUUUUGCUGGAUACCAAUGUGGGCAUUCAUCCUUUGGAAACGUUUCUCUCCAGAAACCUGUUCUAGAAGAGUAGCACUUCUCGUAUCAUUUUUUCUUUUUCUGAGUGCUACAAUAAAUCCUUUUAUUUACGCUUUCACAAACUGUAACUUCCGAAAAGAAUUUCGCAAACUGUUGUGCUGCUGUCAUGCAUCAAACGAAGUUGCCGCGGCUGAUAUUAACGAAAUCAGAGAGAUGGAAGACGAAGCAAAUGUGUAAUCAGUUUUAAAAAUGGCGUCAGGAUUAUUGUAUUUUCAUGUGCAUUGUAAAUAAGCCCUUCUUAGCUUCGACUUUGAGUUAAAAUCUUUAUUCCUCCUUUCCUUGUUGCGGAUGUAUAGAUAUUUUGAUCACCUUUUUUUGGUCAACACUUGAACUUUGUUUGCAGAAGCACUUUAACAAAUAGAAACCAGCCAAGUUUGAUUGGGAUAAUUUUUCGUCACGCAAAAUAGAGAUUGUUAACGGAAGAGGACGUAUAUUUCGGUUCUUUACGACAGAAAAGCAAAAGCUUGACGUUAGUUUUGUUAAUCGUAAAA